Molecule: messenger RNA, 1419 nt
Organism: Phalacrocorax carbo (great cormorant)
Lineage: Eukaryota; Metazoa; Chordata; Aves; Suliformes; Phalacrocoracidae
Source: RefSeq, a predicted model, not a curated record
AUUAUAAAGUGCGGUCGCCGCCGCCCGCACCCGCUCCCGCACCGCUCCGCUGCGGCGCGCCCGGCCCCGGCCUCGGCAGCAGGCGCUCGGCUCGGCUCGGCGCGGCGCCCCCCGCACCGUCAGGAACCGCAGGCUCCCCAUGGCGAUGCUCCUGAGACUCGGCUGCUCGCUGCUGGCCCUCAGCACCUGCCUGCUGCCCCGGGCGCGGGCGGACUGCGGCCGCGACUGCGCCGCCUGCGCCUACCGCCUGGGACCCCGCGCCGCCAUCCACCCCCUGGCAUGUACACUAGAGUGUGAAGGAAAGUUGCCUUCUGCCAAAGCCUGGGAGACCUGCAAGGAGCUUCUGCAGCUGGCAAAGCUGGAUCUUUCUGAGGACGGCAACAUUGCUCCAGGAGACAAGAAAGAGCUGGAUGAGAACCAUUUGCUUGCAAAGAAGUAUGGAGGCUUCAUGAAAAGAUACGGGGGGUUCAUGAAGAAAAUGGAUGAGCUCUAUCGGGUAGAACCAGAGGACGAAGCUAAUGGAGGAGAAAUCCUGGCUAAGAGGUAUGGAGGGUUUAUGAAGAAAGACUCGGACGACGAUGCCCUUGCUAAUUCCUCUGAUCUGCUGAAGGAGCUUCUAGGAACAGGGGAUAACCCUGAAGCAGGGCAUUACCGAGAGAUAAAUGAAAACGAUGGGGACGUCAGCAAAAGAUAUGGAGGUUUCAUGAGAAGCAUAAAGCGCAGCCCCGAGUUGGAAGAUGAAGCCAAAGAGCUGCAAAAGAGAUACGGUGGUUUCAUGAGAAGAGUGGGCAGGCCAGAAUGGUGGCUGGAUUACCAGAAACGAUACGGUGGGUUUCUUAAGCGCUUCGCCGACUCCAUUCUCCCUUCAGAAGAAGAUGGGGAAACUUAUUCCAAAGAGAUCCCAGAGAUGGAAAAGAGAUAUGGUGGAUUUAUGAGAUUUUAAUACCUUUCCCUUUAUCCCUUUCGUCCUAAACAAGAAAGACUGCCUUAUUGGUCAUAACUUAUUGUAACGUGUUGCUUGUACUGUACAGUUUUUUACUGUCCUUGGUUAAUGAUGCGACCUGCAAUCUGUUGUUUCGGGUUCUGUGUUCUUUCGAGUCAAAUAACUAAUUUCUGGUUUAGUCAAGUUUCAGUCUGUAUCGUAGUUUCCAUGCUAGAACUAUUUUGAUUACUGUAUCCAUUUUCUUUAAAGAGGAAGUACAUCUACAGUAGAGUUGCUUAACUGUAUAUACAAUAAAUUCUUCAUCCUAACUGCAUAAAUUCUGAAAUGCUAUUUAUUUUCUCUCAGUCAUUUAAUCAAACAUCAUCUCAAUUUUUCUUUAACCAGUCAGAGUAAUGCCAAACUCUUUUCUGUAAUUACAGAAUUUGUACUGCACACACAACAGCUGAAACAAAUUUUUGUCUUUAGUUUUCUCAGUU